Messenger RNA from Indicator indicator, 2257 nucleotides. RefSeq names its product ribosomal protein S6 kinase A5 (gene RPS6KA5). Gene Ontology annotation, molecular function: ATP binding; magnesium ion binding; protein serine/threonine kinase activity. NCBI's taxonomy places the organism in Eukaryota, Metazoa, Chordata, Aves, Piciformes, Indicatoridae. The record is from RefSeq and is a predicted model, not a curated record. The transcript is spliced from 16 exons. The coding region runs from base 95 to 2257 and encodes 720 amino acids. Gene Ontology annotation, biological process: regulation of DNA-templated transcription; protein phosphorylation; intracellular signal transduction.
CUUUGAACUCCUGAAAGUUCUUGGAACAGGAGCUUAUGGAAAAGUGUUCCUAGUAAGGAAAGUAAGCGGCCAUGAUGCUGGAAAGCUGUACGCCAUGAAAGUGCUGAAGAAAGCAACAAUUGUUCAAAAAGCCAAAACAACUGAGCACACAAGGACGGAACGACAAGUGUUGGAACACAUUAGGCAAUCACCGUUUUUGGUCACAUUACAUUAUGCCUUCCAGACAGAUACAAAGCUUCAUCUCAUUUUAGACUAUAUAAAUGGAGGAGAACUGUUUACUCACCUUUCACACAGAGAGAAAUUCUCAGAAAAUGAGGUGCAGAUUUACAUUGGGGAAAUAGUUUUGGCACUUGAACAUCUCCACAAGUUGGGGAUUAUAUAUCGGGAUAUAAAACUUGAGAAUAUUCUCCUCGAUUCUGAUGGUCAUGUGGUGCUGACAGACUUUGGUCUGAGUAAGGAGUUUCUUACUGAUGAGAAUGAGAGAGCAUAUUCUUUCUGUGGAACGAUAGAAUACAUGGCUCCAGAUAUUGUAAAAGGAGGAGAUACAGGACAUGAUAAGGCUGUUGAUUGGUGGAGUGUUGGUGUUCUUAUGUAUGAAUUAUUAACUGGAGCAUCACCAUUUACAGUUGAUGGAGAGAAGAAUUCCCAAGCGGAGAUUUCAAGGAGAAUACUAAAAAGUGAGCCACCUUAUCCACCAGAAAUGAGUGUGCUGUCCAAGGAUAUAAUUCAGCGUCUUUUGAUGAAAGACCCCAAGAAGAGGCUAGGCUGUGGUCCCACUGACGCUGAUGAAAUCAAACAGCAUCCCUUUUUCCAGAAUAUGAAUUGGGAUGAUUUAGCUGCCAAAAAAGUACCAGCUCCAUUUAAACCAGUAAUCAGAGAUGAGUUGGAUGUGAGUAAUUUUGCAGAAGAGUUUACAGAAAUGGAUCCAACUUAUUCUCCUGCAGCAACUCCUCAGACAUCAGAAAGAAUAUUUCAGGGAUAUUCUUUCGUUGCACCUUCCAUUUUGUUUAAACGCAAUGCAGCUACAGUAGAUCCUCUUCAGUUUUAUAUGGGGGAUGAGCGGCCUGGAACUACAACUAUUGCCAGAAGUGCUAUGAUGAAGGACUCUCCAUUUUAUCAUCAUUAUGAACUGGAUCUGAAAGAGAAACCAUUGGGAGAAGGAAGUUUUUCCAUUUGUCGAAAGUGCUUACACAAGAAAACUAGCCAAGAGUAUGCAGUAAAAAUAAUUAGCAAAAGAAUGGAAGCCAACACCCAGAGAGAAAUAACAGCUCUGAAACUCUGCGAAGGACACCCGAAUGUAGUGAAGUUACAUGAAGUUUAUCAUGACCAGCUUCACACAUUUCUAGUAAUGGAGCUGCUGAAAGGAGGAGAAUUGCUUGAACGUAUUCAGAAAAAGAAACAUUUCAGUGAGACUGAAGCCAGUCAUAUUAUGCGCAGACUUGUUUCAGCAGUGAGCCAUAUGCAUGAUGUUGGAGUUGUCCACAGAGAUCUGAAACCUGAGAAUUUAUUGUUUACAGAUGAAACUGAUAAUUCUGAAAUAAAAAUAAUUGAUUUUGGUUUUGCUCGUCUGAAACCACCUGACAACCAGCCUCUUAAGACUCCCUGUUUUACUCUUCAUUAUGCUGCACCAGAGCUCUUGAAUCACAAUGGUUAUGAUGAAUCAUGUGAUCUGUGGAGUUUGGGGGUCAUUUUGUAUACAAUGCUAUCAGGACAGGUACCAUUUCAGUCUCAUGACAAAAGUUUAACAUGUACCAGUGCAUUGGAAAUUAUGAAGAAAAUAAAAAAGGGAGAAUUUUCUUUUGAAGGAGAAGCUUGGAAAAAUGUUUCUGAAGAGGCUAAAGAGUUAAUUCAAGGACUUCUAACAGUGGACCCAAACAAAAGAAUUAAAAUGUCCAGCCUGAGAUACAAUGAAUGGCUUCAGGAUGGCAGCCAGCUCUCAUCCAACCCUCUAAUGACUCCUGACAACUUAGGCUCCUCAGGAGCUGCAGUGCAUACGUAUGUCAAAGCCACUUUUCAUGCCUUUAACAAAUACAAAAGGGAAGGAUUUUGUCUCCAGAACGUUGACAAGGCACCUCUUGCAAAGAGAAGGAAAAUGAAAAAAACAAGUACGAGCACGGAGACACGGAGCAGCUCCAGUGAGAGUUCACAUUCUUCUUCCUCUCAUUCUCACGGUAAAACUACACCCACAAAGACACUGCAGCCAACAAACCCUGCAGACAGCAAUAACCCCGAAACCAUCUUCCAGUUCUCUGACUGA